UCCGUUGCGACGUCCUGGCUCUAGAGCAACUCAUCCCCAUGGCUGGUGGGCGCACUGCCAAGUCUUCGGGCCCUGUGCCUCCGUCGCGAACGCUAGUUCUCGACAAUGGCGCGUCGACCAUCAAAGCAGGCUUCGUUUCCGACGACCACACUGACGAGCCUCGAGUAAUACCAAACUGCAUCGCCAGAGACAGGGCGAGAAAGGUCUACGUCGCAUCCGACCUCGAAAAAUGCCAUGAUUUUGGCGAAAUCCAAUUCCGGCGGCCGGUAGAAAAGGGGUACAUUGUCAAUUGGGAAGCUCAAAAGGAGAUUUGGGACCACGAGUUCUUCGACGACAAGGCGCCGCAAAAGUGCGAUCCUUCCGAGACCAGACUGCUCCUUGCAGAACAACCCAACUCGUUGCCUAUUCUACAGGCCAACUGUGAUCAGAUAAUCUUUGAGGAAUAUCAGUUUGCCAGUUAUUAUCGUGGUAUUGGGGCCUCCUUCAAUGCGUACCACGAUAUCCAAGGUAUCCUUCAGACCCCCCGAGACCCGAAUUCGGUGCCCCAAAUUCCGGCCGAAGCUGUGCUGCUCAUCGAUUCUGGCUACUCUAAUACUAUCGUCAUGCCUCUUCUCAACGGCAAGCCCCUGCACUCCGCUGUCCGGAGACUGGACGUCGGUGGGAAGCUCAUGACAAAUUACUUGACGCGUUUACUCUCUCUGCGAUACUACGACAUGCGAAACGACACAUACAUCGUCAACGAGAUCAAGGAACAGGCAAGCUAUGUCUCACUCGACUUCAAUGGCGACCUCGAGAAAACCUGGAAGGGCACGAGGGGCGAGAAGAGGGAACCGUACGUGACGGGAGCCGGCAUUGCCAAAGACUACAUACUGCCCGACUUCCACACUAAGACGAAGGGCAUCGUCCGAGACUACGACCCUGCUAUGCACACAAAAGCAAGAAAAAUGGCAGCACGUGCCGCUGACAACGACGAAGACAUACUCACGCUUCGAAACGAACGCUUUUCAGUUCCCGAACUACUCUUCCAGCCUUCUGACAUUGGACUCCGACAACCCGGCCUCGCGGACGUCAUCAUGCAGUCUCUUUCCGAAUUGCCAAUUGGAUUAUGGCCGGGACUCUUGGCUAACAUCGUUGUCGUUGGCGGCAACGCCUUGUUUGCUGGCUUUAUCCAGCGGCUGGAGAAGGAGCUUGUCAAGAGAGUUCCUGAUGCCUGUAUUGUGAGGGUUGCGCAUCCCGUCGACCCUAUCACGAGCACCUGGCAUGGCGGUGCCAAACUUGCCAAACACUCCGAUAUUCACAUGCUGUCUGCCACUAAGCAAGAGUACGACGAGUACGGCGGCGCAUGGGUUGCUCGCAAAUUCGGCUCUGGGAACACUUGUGUCUGA
Messenger RNA from Colletotrichum scovillei, 1385 nucleotides. RefSeq names its product actin. The coding region runs from base 39 to 1385 and encodes 448 amino acids. NCBI's taxonomy places the organism in Eukaryota, Fungi, Ascomycota, Sordariomycetes, Glomerellales, Glomerellaceae. Gene Ontology annotation, cellular component: Swr1 complex. The record is from RefSeq and is a predicted model, not a curated record. The transcript has 2 exons. Gene Ontology annotation, molecular function: nucleosome binding.